Molecule: messenger RNA, 4328 nt
Organism: Electrophorus electricus (electric eel)
Lineage: Eukaryota; Metazoa; Chordata; Actinopteri; Gymnotiformes; Gymnotidae
Gene: crfb1
Product: cytokine receptor family member b1
Biological process (GO): cytokine-mediated signaling pathway
Cellular component (GO): plasma membrane
Molecular function (GO): cytokine receptor activity; protein binding
Source: RefSeq, a predicted model, not a curated record
UUUGGGAAGCGCGGAGUGAGUGCUUCUUGAGUCUGUUGUUCGUCUAUCUGUAAUUUACUCAGCGGUGUUUAAUUCCAGGUGAUUCUGCUUUGACCUCCAUGGGCUUACUUUACACCUCGAAACAGCUAGAAGAGGAACUAGGAGACCGGAGAACAUGCCAUUAGAGAUCUAACUCACAGUUAAUACGAUGAUACUGUUUCUUUUACUUAUUCAUUAUAUUCAUGACUCACAAGCCAGUUUUUACCUCCCUACUCCCGUAAAUGCAACACUGGUGUCCAACAACUUCCAGCACAUAUUGCGUUGGAGUCCUGGAAGAGACACACCACCACAGACAGCCUACAGAGUCAAACGGUGGAGAGAUGGACAUGAGAAAUUGCUUCCGGAGCUCCGUCACAGAAACCACACUAUCGAGGUCUCCAAAUACAUGAAGAAUAUAUACGCAGUCUACACUUUCCAGUUGAGGGCAUUCAUUGGCAACAGAUCAGCUGUGGUCAAUGUCACACCCUCUGACUUCUGUCCCUAUGAAAUGACCACCAUUGGUCCUCCCUCUGUGGAUGUGUUGGGCUGUGGUGAUUGUCUGAACAUCACCAUCUUACUAUGGAAAGGAGAUGGCAUCAAAGGCAAUGAUUCAGAUAUUUACUACAAUCAAAUCCGGUUCAUCCUACACUGGAAGAAAGCAACAGAUGAAAAGGAUGUUAUAAUGAAAAAUCUGCGUCCAUCUAGCCAACAUCAGAAUGCGACAUAUGCAAUGUUUGUGUACAAUCUGGAAAAUCUUCAGCCACUGGAGGAAUACUGUGUGAUGGUGAAACCGGAUACUAAUGUGAACUCCAACACCCUGAGCUCUGGCUGGAUCUGUACCUUCACCAGCACAGUACAACCAAGGGGAGUGACUUUUCUGCUUAGCUGGUCUGUUGGGUCUAUCCUGGUGGGACUAUGCAUCUUGGCAAUUACAACCUGCCUUGCAUACAUCGGGAUUCUCUGCAAAUUAAAAGUGACAGUCCCCAAAGCACUGACAGGUUUUGUUCUUGGCCAUUACGCUUCCCUGGAGGAGGUGUGUGUUUCAGUGGCUGAGUUUGACUGUGGCACAAGGAUGAAUAAACUGAAAGUUCUCCUUCAGUCAGUGGAGGGCACACAGGAGAAUGAAGAGAAGAGUGGCAGUGAGGAGGAAGAGGACGAGGAUGAGGAGGACAGUAGCACAGAGGGUCAUUGUGCCUACAUGGAGAGAGCAAGAGGUAGCAGAGAUUCCUGCACCACAAACAAAGUGCAGAGCUCUGCUAGUACUGCCAUCUUUACGUGUGAGUCAGCAAAUAGUUCUGAGGGAUGUAGUUUUGAGGAUGUGCAUGUACAGGCAGACGAGACCGCACUCUAUCAGUUUCAGCUCCGUGCAGCCAGAGAUGACAAACAGAUGUCCUUAUCUGAUUCCGUGGGACAAAAGCCAAAGCCACCUAAGGCAAAAGAAUUAGAAAAAGAGCAAAUUAAAGAGGAGGCAGAAAGAGGUGGUUUAAGGAACAUCAACCUGUUUUCAGUGACUCUGAAAUCUAUGCAGUUGGAGGAAGACAUGAGUGAGGCUGCAGAGAUGUGUGAGCCACUGUUACCUCUUUUGUUAAAAGACCAACAAGAAGAUACAUCAUCCCUAUUAAAACCACGGAUGGGAAAGCCUCAGUUAUCAGCACUUCAGACACCAGUCUUGUACCAGAAAGACUCAAAGGUGGAUGGACUGACAGGACAAAAAGAACUAAAGGAUUUUUCAGAGAUGAGGUCAGACUGCUUAGACCAAUUGGAUGAAAAGGUCAGCAUGGAAACAGGAUGCAUGCAGACCGGGAACGAGUGCGCAUCAGAGGAAGACGAGGACUUCUGCUCAGACUACUUGGGACGAUGAAGACUAGUACUCUUUUAUUGUGUGUGUGUUUGGAACAGAUGCUUGUAAAGUACUUGAAUAUGUUGUUCCCCCGGCUGUCAUAUUUAAGUAUGUUUAAGAGACAUUUCUGUUUGAUGAGGGACAUAAUAGCAAUUUAUAUGAUGAUUUAUUAGUUGUUGUUUUUUUAUUUUAUUUUUUUAAAUCAUUUUGUCAAAACUCAACACACAAAGGCCAUGCACACAACAUGUAAAUGUCUCAAACUUCUUGACAAGCAUUUCAUCCAAAAUUAUGUCUUGUCAAAAUGUAACUAAUUUUUUUCUCUGCACAUAAAUAUCACAUAGCUCUUUCUGCAUGCCAACUACACACUUAUAUGAUGGGAAAACACCAGUAGAUUGUGUUUGUUGGAUUUUCAGGGCACAGGAGCAGCCAUCAUCAGACUCAGAAAUACAUGCAUUUUCACAAAUAUACAGGCGAUGUAUGCAUAUCCAGUGUAUAUAUAUAUAUAUCUAUAUACCAUAAAAUAAAACACAAUCACAAGGGUCAUGUGAGGAGUGGAGAGUAUAGAGGCAGGUGAAGUACCAAAAAUCAUAGGUGUUCAGUGAACCAGUUGUGCACAGAGCAGUCUGGGGGAAACAUGAGUUGUCCCAGUUGACAAACCUGGUCUGGUCCAGUCCCCUGGUGAUUGGGAAUAAGUAUGUUGUGUAGUGUGUUGUAGGUGAUGAUGCAGGCAGUGCCAUAGGGCCCAAGAGUAGCGUGAUGAUGAACACCAUUAUUCUGAAUAAUGGCUGCACACACUGAUGUUGGCGCCACGCUGCCCAGGGACACUGACGAUGGCAUAGUGUCCUAUGAUGUUCCAUGCCACGCGCCCUGUUUUGGCAAAGUUAAAGCCAGCUUCAUCAAUGUAAAGAACUCAUGUUCCACUGCAGUAACAUCUAGCUUCAUCAAUCUCUGAAACCUCAAGACUCUAUCGUAUUCUGCUGUACUGUACACCAAGGGGCAUGUCAACAUGUUAACGACUAAACAUCUAAAUAGUUUUUAUGUUAGCUGUGUAUAUAGUGUGUAAUGUACAAUCAGUAUUUUUGAGUUAACCGUGUGUUAAUAUUAGGUUAGCAGUAAUGCUUACCUGUAAUGUUGGUACCUAGCUAAUUUAGCACACUUGAAAAUUGUACAAACGUAGCUAAAGUUAGUUUUUAAUGUUUGGUGGUGUUGUCAGCUUUAUGGGGAUGUCUCAGGUCAUUUCUAAUUAAAAGUCAAGACAAAGAUAGACUCAAGCAGGUCACUAAAGGCAUUAAUUACAACACGUUCAGUGGAAUAUAGCCAAAUGCCCAUUUAGAUAUGUGUGUGCUUGCAUGUAUUAUAACUUAUUCUGUAUUCAGUUUUCUCUUCAGUAGGUUCUCCUGUCCUCCCUCCUAUAAUUCCUAUGGUAUGCAUGCCACUCUCACUCCGACCUUGUUUGUGAACAGGAAAGACUUUUACUCUGUUGAUAAAGUAUGAACUAGGCAGAUCGACGUUUGACUCUUAAGGCACUAAUUCUGAUUGAUUAUUUAUUUCUCAAUUUAAUUUGUCUUAUGACUGAGAUGAUCAAAGUCUGAUUAUAACUCAAAUCUUGACUCUGCAUCUGAUGCAAAAGCCAGCAAUUGCAAGGGAUCUGUCCAUUGCUAUGCUAUGGCUAGACAGAAAUGGGAUGCUGUUCCAUGAGCAAGUGACAGAGCUGAGAAGUUUGCCUAUGAUUGAGGAGGGUCACCAGAAAGCCCUCAGUGAGGUCUUGCAGGGAGAUGACUGAGAAGCCAAAGAGCCCUUCCUGUUUAUUUUUGAACACAGAGAGGAUACGGAGCUGUUUUUGGCAGGCUUGUCUUGAUGAGCAGAAGCUCCAGGUCAACACCAUGUUCACUUUUACAUACCUCCCUUCUCCCCAUAGUGUCUUAGGCACAGACACUAGGCUUCAGUGUCCCCUACCACACACUGCCUGAGCUUUUGUUUCAAAUUGUCCUCUAUAUGUUGAUAAACAAUUGAAGAAAUAAUAAUCUACACAAUUUAUUUGCUUUUUUACUCAAGGAUUUGUUGUUUCCAUGUGAUCUUGAGUAGACAUUGUGUUGGUGAGGUCAAUAUAUGAAUAUUAUGGGAAAUAUUGAGGGUGAUCAUUUGAAUACUUUGGGUCCACUUGAAACUUAUUGAGAGUGGAAAAAUAUUUAAAUAUAUAAAAUAGUGGUCACAUCCUGUCAAGUGACAUGACUGUAAAGCUGGGUCUGAGGAACACUGGGAGUUGUAUGUGAAGAUUUUUUUUAGGCUGACAAUCUUUACUUUACAUUGUGCACUUAAUUUGUGCAUGUUUUGUCCUAAUGAAUGCAUACUUUACAGUAUGGAAAUAUUAAAUAUUAAGUUUUAUAUUUAUACUUUAUGUUGAGUAGAGUUAGGGUAUUUCUAUUACUUGUAAAAAGUGUUGACUUUGAGCAUUAAACAUUCAACAAUU